CAACUGCAUGAUAUCAUUUUCUUUUAUCGCUAUCGCACGAUAUCUAGAAAUUCACGAUUAUCGACGAAAAUGUAAAUAAAAUAUUAUAAUAGUCUAAUCACUUCCCGCCGGGUAACAGAUGCAUUAGUGCAAAGACGCCAAACGUGUACGUGCAUAUCCGUACCUACGAUGGAAGAAGACAAAGAUAAGUCGCCGGAAGACAGUAUCCCUUUGGCGGACGAUGAUCCUCAAGCCAUUAUCCACGAUGACCAAGACAUAUCUCAAUGUUCCGAUGUCAUUGUACGCAAUCAAAGCAUGGAUUCAUUACAGUCGUCAUUUACAAAUGGUAGUAAUAGUCCAAGACGAAACAGUUUAGAUCGUGAUAUGAGUCCUGAUGAAUUGGAAGAAAAAGCCAGGCUUAUUACACAAGUUUUAGAACUACAAAACACGUUAGAUGAUUUAUCGCAACGUGUGGAUAGUGUGAAAGAAGAAAAUUUGAAAUUACGAUCGGAAAAUCAAGUUCUUGGCCAAUAUAUUGAAAAUCUUAUGUCUGCUUCUAGUGUAUUCCAGACUACUUCCCCAAGAGUAAAAAAGAAGUGAAAAAUAGAUUAUUUUUGUUUAUUUGCUGCCAUAAACAAUGCAAAUUUAUUAAAUUUAAAUGUUUAAAAUACGCACAAAGCUUUAUCUACUUUAACAUUAAAUAAACAAACCGUUUUUAAAAGUUAUUAAUUUAAAAAAUCUAAGUUAACAUUUUUUUUAAUACAGUUUCAUUAAUACUCUCUUUGUUAAAACUUCUAAUUUAUUGCCAACGUUUAUUUUUAUCUUAUUCUCAUUAUCUAUAAAUUGUAAAAAGUGAAUUUAUUUAAUUUAUGUUAAACAUAUUGUUUUAUUUUAACUUAUUUUUUGGUUGUAACACAUUACAUAUUAUGUUAAAUUUUAGUUCUCACAUUCCAUUCAUACUUCAGUAUAUAAUUGGAAAAAUAACUAUUUUAUUUUUUUGCAAUUUCUUAUUAUUAAGUUUUUACAAUAGCAUAAAGCUAUUAAAAAUUAAGUAUGUAUCUCAUUAUCUCAGUAUUCAACUAAUUUAAUUUAUUGAAAUGUAAAUGUUUAUUUAUAUUCUCAAAAUGUUAAAUGAUCGCUUUAGAUUUUAAUUUAUUAUAAUAAUUGUUAUUAUUUGAAAUUAUAGAAGUUUAGGUCUUAAUGUAUGAAUUUCAUAAUAUAUCACAUAUUAUGUAA
Aphis gossypii (cotton aphid) is the source of this 1215-nucleotide messenger RNA. Its product is annotated as short coiled-coil protein A. Lineage: Eukaryota; Metazoa; Arthropoda; Insecta; Hemiptera; Aphididae. The transcript is spliced from 5 exons. Gene Ontology annotation, cellular component: trans-Golgi network. The record is from RefSeq and is a predicted model, not a curated record. Bases 169 to 579 code for a protein of 136 amino acids.